CGGCCUGUAGGGUUGAGGCCUUCGAAUGUGUCCUCUGGUCAAUGUUCUUGGGAUUCAAACUGACCAAGAGAAUAGUAGUCCUAACCAAGCUGAACAGGAGAACAGGAACACGGUUCCUGCUUUGCCAACUCUCCUGACCAUAGCCCUGCCUGUUGCCUCUGACCCCUGUUAUCAUGCCACGGGGCCACAAGAAGAAGGGCCACUCCCGUGCCAAACGUCACCAUGCAUGUGGGGGUAGCCAAGGUCUCCAGGGUGAUCACCGUAUGUCAGGCACAGGGUCAGCAUCUCUUCCUGUUAGUCAAGCUAAUUCCCCAAGCAUUUCUGAGGCCUGCACUCCUUGGGGAGCUGUGUUUUCUGCAUCUUCUGGUGCAAAUACGUCCAGUACAGGCUUUGAUAAAGGGGCUGAGGGUGCUGUUGGCUGUGGUGAUGCAGAAUGUCUAGGUACCUUCAAAGCAGAAUCCAUCCCUCAGCUGAUAUCUAAUGAUGCUCUUACUAAGAAUGCUAGUAUGCUGGUAGAGUUCCUGCUGGAGAAAUUUAAGAAAAGUGAAGAGUUUACAGAUGCUGAUAUGCAGAGGGUGGUCAGCAAGAAAUACAAGAUACAAUUUUCUGACAUCCUGAGGAAAUCUUCCCUCCGCAUGGAAAUGAUCUUUGGAAUGCAGUUAAAGAAAAUCAAUGACAGUAGUGAAACCUAUGCUAUUGUCAGCAAACUAGGUCUCUCCACUGCUGAAAUUCUAAGUGGCAAGAGGGGGUUGCCAAAGAUGGGUCUUCUGAUGACCAUCUUGGGUCUGAUUUUCACAAAAGGCAACCGUGCCACCGAGGAAGAGAUCUGGAAAUUCCUGAAUAUAUUAGGAGUAUAUGCAGGGAAGAAGCACUUGAUUUUUGGGGAACCCCGAAGGUUCAUCACCAAAGAUCUGGUUGAGCAAAAGUACCUUGAGAUCUGCAAAAUGUCCAAGGGUAAAUCCCCAAAAUAUGAUUUCCUGUGGGGUUCCCGGGCCCAUAUAGAAACCAGUAAAAUGAAAGUCCUAGAAGUUUGGGCUAAGAUCAAUGACACCAUUCCCAGCUUCUUCCCUACUAUGUAUGAUGAAGCUCUUAAAGAAAAAAUAGAGAGAGCAGAACGUGAAUCUGUAGUCUUGGUUCCCACAGCUGCUGCGGGCAGGGAUUGUCCUCUAUGCAUGUCCUGCAGCUUCUACAAAUAGCUGCAACCAAAGUUGAGUUUUCACUUCCUGUGUGAAAUGUAGUUGCUUUCUAUGAAGUAGAGUUCAUGGGUUACAGGAAUAAAGCUUCUUUUAUUUGUCUAUACAUUAGUAAAUGAUAAGUAUAUUUGCUUUUGUGAACUGCAAAUAUUCCACUAAUGGAAAGUUAAUUUGUUUCACAAUCUUUGUUUCUCAGUGCUAUGAUUGAUACAUUUAUUGCUGCAUUUCAAUGUUAAAACCAAGAACUCUUUACUUUAAAAACCAAUUGGAAAAUUUCCACAAGUUCCUUUUUAGUAUUACAUAAGAAAACAUGAAUUUGUAAAAGUGAUUCUCAUGGAAAUGUAAUGUCACAUAUUGGUGAAACAAAUACAGUAAUAAACUAAUUAAUUGUGUGA
Messenger RNA from Rattus norvegicus (Norway rat), 1588 nucleotides. It is a transcript of the gene Magebl1, whose product is annotated as MAGE family member B-like 1. Gene Ontology annotation, cellular component: cytoplasm. The record is from RefSeq and is marked provisional. The coding region runs from base 174 to 1196 and encodes 340 amino acids. The transcript has 3 exons. Lineage: Eukaryota; Metazoa; Chordata; Mammalia; Rodentia; Muridae.